AUGGACGAGCCCGGGGCGCGCUUGGACGCCUCCUGGCGCGCCCAGUACGAGAGGCUGGCGGUGGAGGCGGCUCUGAGCACCCUGCUGGCCGUCUUGCUUUACGCGGCCCUGAAGGUGAGCGUGGACGGCAUCCGCAAGUGGCGGGCGAAGGUCUCGGUGCUGGUGGUGGGUGCCGGCCCCGUGGGGCUGACGGCCGCGCUGGUCGCUGUCCGCUCGGGCAAGGUGCUGAAACUGAGGCUGCUCGACCAGCGCUCCCGCUCUGCGCUCCUCUGCAGACCCCAGCAGAUCGCCCUAGAGCCGCGCAGCGUCCGCUUCCUCCUGGGGCUGGGGGUGGACUUCGACAACAUGGAAGGCUGUUGGGACAAGGAGAGCUUCUUCACCAAGAUCGGGGUGUUCCAAGAACACCUGCUCAGCCUCCUGGAAUGGCACAAGCGGCGCCUGGACGUCUGCCUCUCGCUGGGCACGAAGUUUUCAGAUGAUUUUCUUAAAAAGAAUUUGGCCUCCAAUUGGCCCAAGAUAAUUAUCAUAGCUGAUGGAUCCUGUGGCGAAUCUAGCACAAUCCUUGGAAUCAGCCCAGACUACAUUGUAGAGUCCUGUAAUGCUUAUGGAGCCAACGCUGUCAUUGAGAGACCAGAUCAAAGACAGGUGCCAACUCCUGAGAUUCGUGCUCACAGCCUGUACUUUGAUCUCUCUGCUUAUGGCAUGGAUAUGACCACUAUGGGAAAGGAGCCUUCUAAACCUGGAUUCCAUCUGAAAAUCUAUGGAACCUUUCACAACCGCUACCUGGCUUUGGCCUGUCCAGCUUCUGAUUCCAAAAUUGUGAGGUUCUUACGCCACACAUGCAGUUCCUCAAUAAUGAAAAACAUCUUCCACCAGUCUUUCAACGCCUACAAGAUGGAUAUUGAGCCCAGAGUGAAUGAACUGAUGCUCCAUCACAUCCAGUGCAGCCACCGCAUCUUUGAGAUUAUGCUCUCCCACAGACGGGUCACUGCUGCUUUCAUUGAAGGAGAAAACACUGUUGUUAUUGUGGAAGGAGAAGCAGCCAGGGUGUUGAAUUUUGACACUGGCUGCGGAGUGAACCUUGGAUUGAGAGGCUUGGAAUCUAUGGAAGAAUUAAUCUAUAAGGUGGCCACUGCAGUGGAUCAGAAUGAUUUAUUCGAGGCACUGGCAGCUAAAAUCCGACACUCAAAACAAGUGGCAGAAGAUUUCAAGCAGAAUGGAUUGUUUGCUACCAUGUUUGAGUAA
Molecule: messenger RNA, 1245 nt
Organism: Heteronotia binoei (common prickly gecko)
Lineage: Eukaryota; Metazoa; Chordata; Lepidosauria; Squamata; Gekkonidae
Exons: 5
Coding region: 1-1245 (414 amino acids)
Source: RefSeq, a predicted model, not a curated record